AUGUACAGUUUCGCUCGUAGCCGAGCUGCGGCUUCUGCCCUGCGGGCCUCUAAGACCGCCUUCUCCCCCGCUACCAGAUUCAACGGCAUCGCCCAACAACAGCGAAGAAAUCUGAGCAUUCACGAAUAUCUCUCAGCCGACCUAUUGCGACAGUAUGGCGUUAGCGUCCCGAAAGGUCGUAAUGCGAAGUCUGCCGUCGAGGCCGAGAAGGUAGCGAAGGAGAUCGGUGGUGAGGAUAUGGUUAUCAAGGCCCAGGUCUUGGCUGGUGGCCGUGGAAAGGGUAGCUUCGAUAAUGGCCUAAAGGGAGGUGUCCGUGUCAUCUACUCUCCCACAGAGGCCAAGAUGUUCGCCGAGCAAAUGAUCGGCCAUAAGCUUAUUACCAAGCAGACUGGUGCGGCUGGCCGCCUCUGCAACUCGGUUUAUAUCUGCGAGCGCAAGUUCGCUCGCCGAGAGUUCUACCUAGCCAUUCUCAUGGACCGAGCUACGCAAGGUCCCGUCAUCGUCUCCUCUUCUCAGGGUGGUAUGGAUAUCGAGUCCGUCGCCAAGGAGAACCCCGAAGCUAUCAACACCGCUUACAUCGACAUCAAGGUCGGUGUAACCGACGAGAUUGCGCGGGAUAUUGCGACCAAGCUUGGCUUCAGCGAGCAGUGCAUCGAGGAGGCUAAGGAUACCAUCCAGAAGCUAUACAAGAUCUUCCUUGAGAAGGACGCCACCCAGAUCGAGAUCAACCCUCUGUCCGAGACCUCUGACCACCAGGUCAUGUGCAUGGACGCUAAAUUCGGUUUCGACGACAACGCCGACUACCGACAAAAGGAGAUCUUCUCGUGGCGCGAUACCACUCAAGAAGACCCCGAGGAAGUUCGCGCCGCCGAGUCCGGCCUAAACUUCAUCAAGCUCGACGGUGACAUUGGCUGUCUCGUCAACGGUGCCGGUUUGGCUAUGGCUACCAUGGACAUCAUCAAGCUGAACGGUGGCCAGCCCGCCAACUUCCUUGACGUCGGUGGUGGUGCUACCCCCGCUGCUAUCAAGGAGGCCUUCGAGCUCAUCACUAGCGACGCUAAGGUUACUGCCGUCUUCGUCAACAUCUUCGGCGGUAUCGUGCGAUGCGACGCCAUCGCCCACGGUCUCAUCAACACCGUCAAGACCCUGAACCUUAAAGUCCCUAUUAUUGCUCGACUACAGGGCACCAACGUGGAGCAAGCCCACCAACUAAUCAACGACUCGGGAAUGAAGAUCUUCUCUAUCGACGACCUCCAAAGUGCCGCGGAGAAGUCUGUGCAACUUUCCAAGGUUGUGAAGUUGGGGUUGGACCUCCGGGGUGCGUGA
Daldinia childiae is the source of this 1326-nucleotide messenger RNA. Its product is annotated as putative succinyl-CoA ligase [GDP-forming] subunit beta, mitochondrial. The transcript is spliced from 4 exons. Bases 1 to 1326 code for a protein of 441 amino acids. Gene Ontology annotation, biological process: succinyl-CoA metabolic process; tricarboxylic acid cycle. NCBI's taxonomy places the organism in Eukaryota, Fungi, Ascomycota, Sordariomycetes, Xylariales, Hypoxylaceae. Gene Ontology annotation, cellular component: mitochondrion; succinate-CoA ligase complex. The record is from RefSeq and is a predicted model, not a curated record. Gene Ontology annotation, molecular function: ATP binding; metal ion binding; succinate-CoA ligase (ADP-forming) activity.